CAAGGCGAAUCGCACCGACGCAGCUUGGAUAAUCAAAGGCCGGGAGGGAGUCAAAGGUCUUGAUUGAGCGCUCGUUUUCCGUCAACGUGCAAAGUCGCGCGCAGUCCGGAUCAAGCAGCGAACCAAAAUGAAGUGCGUAACGGUGGUGAUGUUUGCGGUGGUGCUGGUGUGCGCGGCCGACGCGUGUUUCUGGGGCGGCAAGAGCAAGCAGCAGCAGACGCCAGAGUGGCUGACCAAGGAGUCGCUCAGCGAGUUCAACUCGGCCCUGGACAAGAACCAGAAGAAGCGCACGAGGCGCGACACGUCCGAGGAGGAAGUCGCGGUCACACCGACCCCAACCACCUCAGAACGCGCCUCCUCCUUCUGGGAAAAAAUCUCCAAGGGCGUGUCCAACGCGUACGAAAAGGCCAAGGAGGACGCCAAGACCAUUAAGGACAGACUCGAGGAAAACCUCGGAAUUUGAAUCUACUUAAUUAAAAAAAGAUUAUUUUCAAACGAA
Molecule: messenger RNA, 499 nt
Organism: Neocloeon triangulifer
Lineage: Eukaryota; Metazoa; Arthropoda; Insecta; Ephemeroptera; Baetidae
Exons: 2
Coding region: 128-463 (111 amino acids)
Source: RefSeq, a predicted model, not a curated record